This is a messenger RNA of Schistocerca nitens (vagrant locust), 1541 nucleotides long. RefSeq lists its product as uncharacterized. Bases 984 to 1481 code for a protein of 165 amino acids. The transcript has 2 exons. The record is from RefSeq and is a predicted model, not a curated record. Lineage: Eukaryota; Metazoa; Arthropoda; Insecta; Orthoptera; Acrididae.
CUUCAAAGUAAAUAAGAAAUUAAGUUUGUUGCUGUUGUUAUAAACAAGUUUUUCAUUACUGUGCAAGAGAAAUAAUUGUGAUGCAGGCACUGCUCAUAAUGUUUUGGUAGUGACAACAAGUAGGAAACUCUAAGAUUGGUUUUAUGGAUGAGAUAGCUACUGCAUUACGAGAUGAGUAAUGGAAAGAGCUGAAUACAUGAAAAGUCUGUAUUGUUUGUGCUGUACACCUUAUACUGCUGGUUAAGAGCUGUUGUUGGAAGCAGCUUGCAAAAUGGAAAUGGUAGACAAAAGAUCCUUAAUUUUUAACAGCUAUAAAGACACUUUUUAGACAUGAUUUAAAAGCAAAGUGUGGGCAGUGGGCAGUAGCAACUAAACCUCUCUUCCGUCAGCGCUCUGUCCUGAUAAGGGCUCUGUCCUGAUAAUCAUCCUCUUUGCCAUAGCCAUUAACCCUAUUAUUGCCUGUCUCCCGCCAGCAUCUCUAGCUCCCAUUUCAUCAGUGAUUUUGCAAUCUAUUGCACUCCUUCACAGACUCCUUCAUUACUGGUGGAGCAUCAACAGUGGCUUUCGUUUUUCCACUGACAAAGCAGUUAGUAUGAAUUUCCGGUGGUGCAAUGGGUUUUUUCCACUGUCUUUCCAUGUUGGACCCGUUGCUCUUCCAUUUGCUGAAACUAUGAAAUUCCGGGGGUCAUGCUCGAUAGAAAACUUCCUUGGUCCUCCCACAUAUCUCACCUGGUCCCUUAGUGUCCUACAUGCCCUAAGUGGUAUUUCAUGGGGAGUGGAUCAGACCACCUUCCUCUAUUUUUACCGAUCCCUUGUCUGUUGGAAGUUAGACUAAAUGCUUUAUUUAUUCAUGUACAUGUCCGUCCAUCUUAUGAAGUCUAAAUACAAUCCACCAUUGUGGAAUCCGUUUGGCCACUGGCGCCUUUUAUGCUGGCCGGGUUGAGAGUCUAUGCAGAAGUUGCCGAACUACCAGUCAUACUGACAUGUUCUCCUCUUCUCGGUUACCUCCUGGAGUUAAUUUCCGAGUAUUUCUCAGGCAGCUUAAUGUCGUGCUAGCUGCCACUUUCCCAAUGGAUGUGAACCUCUCACAACUUUGGCUUUGUGCGGCGGCCGGUGUUCACUUUGGACUUCAUUUGCUUCUUUUGGAAACUACUCUAGAUGCGAUAUAUUGCUGUAAAUUUCUUGACAUUUGCACGGAUCUUAGGAAUAAUAGCUUUUUGUACACUGAUGGCAGUAGGUCUGAUGGUGGUGUAGGGUGUGCCUUCAUCAUUGGCUCAGACGAUUUUUGUUAUUGGUUUCCGGAACACAGUUCCGAUUCUGUGCCCUUCAAAGCUUGUUUGUGCUGUACAUACCGUAUUUACUCGAAUCUAAGCUGCACUUUUUUUCCGGUUUUUGUAAUCCAAAAAACCGCCUGCGGCUUAGAAUCGAGUGCAAAGCAAGCGGAAGUUCUGAAAAAUGUUGGUAGGUGCCGCCACAACUAACUUCUGCCGUCGAAUAUAUGUAGCGCUACACAAGCAUGCUUUGUGGGCACAAAGAUAAAU